AUGUCGGACGUCGUUCUUAACCCGACUAUCCAAGAUGCACAGCUUCUAGUGCCAAAGCUGAUCAUUGCUAGGCCCUACGUUUGGCCCUUUGCUAUUAUCUAUCCUAUCUUUGCACAGAUUUACCUCAACCACUAUGACGAGUACAUUGGUGGAUCAGAGUGGACUUUCGUCUACUUGAUCACCAUCUGCUCUUUGAAUGCUUUGUUCUGGCUUAUGCCUCACUGGAACAUUGAUGUUGAGGCUAGAUUCAACUAUGUUCCUGUCAAGACCAUUGAGGAAGCAAGCCACAUCAAGAUCACCCCCAUAGUGAAUGCUGGUAUUGGUGAAAUGUGCCCCAUCAAGAGGGAGCAGUUCGCUGACGGUGAGAAACAGGUGUCUUUUUUGUAUCAAAAAAGACGCCACUUGUUCCACGAGAAGACAGGUAAGUUUUCUCCUCCUGAGUUUAAGGUUGAUGAGUUGCCAAAGCUUGAGUACUUCCAGACCUCUAAGGGUUUGCAAGGUGACUUGGAAAAGCUGAAGCGUAACUUUGGUAAAAAUAAGUUUGACAUUCCUGUGCCCACCUUCUUGGAAUUGUUCAAGGAGCAUGCUGUUGCCCCAUUCUUCGUUUUCCAGUUGUUCAGUGUUGCAUUGUGGUUGAUGGAUGAACAGUGGUAUUACUCCUUGUUCUCUUUGUUCAUGUUGGUCUCCUUCGAGAUGACCACUGUGUUCCAAAGAAGAACUACCAUGAACGAGUUCCAGAGUAUGGGAAUCAAGCCUUAUGCUAUCUACGCCUACAGAAACUCCGAGUGGGUUGAAUUGCAGACCGACGAAUUAUUGCCAGGUGAUAUUGUAUCGAUCACCAGAACCAACGAGGACAGUGCCAUUCCAUGUGACUUGUUGUUGCUUGAUGGCUCUGCUAUUGUUAACGAGGCCAUGUUGUCUGGUGAAUCUACCCCAUUGUUGAAGGAAUCUAUCAAAUUGAGACCAAGCGAUGAGUUCUUCCAGCCAGAAGGUUUGGACAAGAACAGUUUGUUGCAUGGUGGUACUAUGGCUUUGCAAGUUACAAAGCCAGAAAAAUCCAUCAUUCCUGAGGCCCCUGAUGCCGGUGCUUUGGCUUAUGUUUGCAAGACUGGUUUCGAAACUUCUCAGGGUUCGUUGGUUAGAAUGAUGAUUUUCUCAAGUGAGAGAGUCUCUGUCGGUAAUAAGGAAGCUUUCAUGUUCAUUUUGUUUUUGUUGGUGUUCGCCAUCGCCGCUUCUUGGUAUGUUUGGGUUGAAGGAAGUAAGAUGGGAAGAAUCCAGUCGAAGUUGAUUUUGGACUGUAUCAUUGUGAUCACCUCUGUUGUUCCACCCGAGUUGCCUAUGGAAUUGACAAUGGCUGUUAACACUUCGUUGUCUAGUUUGCAGAAGCAUUUCAUCUACUGUACUGAACCUUUCCGUAUCCCAUUGGCAGGCAGAAUUGACGUUUGUUGUUUCGAUAAGACUGGUACUUUGACUGCUGAGGACUUGGUGUUCGAAGGUUUAGCUGGUUUUGAUAAAGAUGAGACUCACAAGCUUCGUACUUGUGAAGAUGCUCCACAGACUACCUCUUGGGUUUUGGGAUCCGCCCAUGCUCUUGUUAAGUUAGAUGAUGGUGACGUUGUCGGUGACCCUAUGGAGCAGGCUACCUUGAAGGCUGCCAAUUGGACUGUUGGAUUGAAGGAUUCUGUCGAAAGAGCUACCGCCAAGGGUAAGUCUGAGAAGAUCAAGAUUUUGCGCCGUUUCCAGUUUUCUUCUGCUUUGAAGAGAUCUUCUGCUAUCACCUCUAUCAACACUUUGCCAGGUAAGAAUUUCGUCGCUGUCAAGGGUGCCCCUGAAACUAUCCGCCACAUGUUGGUUGACGCUCCUGAGAAGUACGAAGAUAUCUUUAAGUCUUUCACUAGAGCUGGUUCCCGUGUUUUGGCAUUAGGUUACAAGGAGUUGGACACUAGCGUCAACGUUGUUAAGGUUAAGAGAACCGAUGUUGAGUCUAAGUUGAAUUUCGCUGGUUUUAUUGUUUUCCACUGUCCAUUGAAGCCUGAUGCUAUUGAAACGAUCCACAUGUUGAAUGAGUCUUCCCAUCGCUCUGUUAUGAUCACUGGUGAUAACCCCUUGACUGCUUGUCACGUCGCUAAGGAGGUGGCUAUUGUCGAGAAGGAAGUUUUGAUCUUAGAUUUCCCAGAAGAGCACCACGAAGUCUCUGAGGGUGAAGUGUUAGUUUGGAGAAAUGUUGAAGAAACCAAGGUCAUCCCAUUCAAGAGCGGUGAUGCUAUUGAUCUCGAAUUGUUUAGAAAGCAUGACAUCUGUCUUACUGGCCAUGCCUUGACUCACCUUACUGAACAUCCUCAAAUCUUGGAUAUCUUGAAGCGUACUUGGGUAUAUGCGAGAGUUUCUCCUGCUCAAAAAGAAUUUAUUUUGACUACUUUGAAAGAUGCCGGUUACAGCACCUUGAUGUGUGGUGACGGUACUAACGAUGUCGGUGCUUUGAAGCAGGCUCAUAUUGGUGUCGCUUUGCUUAACGGUACUGAAGAAGGUAUGAAAAAGAUUGCAGAGAACAGAAAGAUUGCUGCUACUAAGACUAUCUACGAGAAGCAGGCUCAGCUCAUGGCCAACUGGAACAGACCACCACCACCUGUGCCUGCCCUCAUUGCCCACUUGUACCCACCGGGUUCUCUUAACCCUCACUACCUCACCACUUUAGAAAAAAGAGGUGUUGAGAUCACUCCUGAGAUUAGACAGAAGGUCGCUCUUGCCAACCAAUCCAAUGCUCAACCAAUCGAAUUUGUUAAGGAUGAGACUGGAAAGGUUGCUGCCAGCAAAAUGGCUGACAACCUUCUUACUUCUAUGAGCGGUUUGGAACCAGAGGACGAUGAAGUUCCUACUUUGAAAUUGGGUGAUGCUUCUGUUGCUGCUCCAUUUACGUCUAAGUUGGCUAGUGUUUCUACUGUCACCAACAUCAUUCGCCAGGGUCGUUGUGCUUUGGUCUCUACCAUUCAAAUGUACAAGAUUUUGGCCUUGAACUGUUUGAUUUCUGCAUACUCCUUGUCCGUUUUGUUUUUGUCUGGAAUGAAGUUCGGUGAUGCCCAAUCCACCAUCUCUGGUAUUUUGUUGUCCGUCUGUUUCUUGAGUAUUUCCCGUGGAAAGCCUCUCCAGAAGUUGAGUAAGGAGAGACCUCAAGACGGUAUUUUCAACAUCUACAUCAUGGGUUCUAUUUUGGGUCAAUUCGCUAUUCACAUUGCUACCUUGAUUUACAUCACCCAAGAGAUUUACGCCUUGGAGCCAAGAGAACCUAAGGUUGAUUUGGAAAAGACCUUCGAGCCAUCCUUGUUGAACACAGGUAUGUUCUUGCUUCAAUUGGCCCAGCAGGUUUCCACUUUCGCUGUCAACUACAUUGGUUUGCCCUUCAAGGACAGUAUCAAGGAUAACAAGGGUAUGUGGUACGGUCUCUUGGGUGUUGCUGGUUUGACUUUGGCUGGCUCUACCGAAUUCAUGCCUGAGUUGAACGAAGCCAUGCAAUUUGUUCCUAUGGAUGUUGUCUUCAAAACAAAGUUGACCGGCUGCAUUCUUUUGGACUUGGGUGGUACUUGGUUUGUUGAAAUUGUGUUGAAACACUUUUUCAUGAACUCUGCUGCUGCUGACAUUUGCGACAGAGAAUUUUAG
This is a messenger RNA of Candidozyma haemuli, 3654 nucleotides long. It is a transcript of the gene SPF1, whose product is annotated as ion-transporting P-type ATPase. Gene Ontology annotation, cellular component: endoplasmic reticulum membrane. The coding region runs from base 1 to 3654 and encodes 1217 amino acids. The transcript has a single exon. Gene Ontology annotation, molecular function: ATP hydrolysis activity; P-type ion transporter activity; ATP binding. The record is from RefSeq and is a predicted model, not a curated record. Lineage: Eukaryota; Fungi; Ascomycota; Pichiomycetes; Serinales; Metschnikowiaceae. Gene Ontology annotation, biological process: intracellular calcium ion homeostasis.